Messenger RNA from Xyrauchen texanus (razorback sucker), 5526 nucleotides. RefSeq names its product clustered mitochondria protein homolog. Gene Ontology annotation, cellular component: cytoplasm. NCBI's taxonomy places the organism in Eukaryota, Metazoa, Chordata, Actinopteri, Cypriniformes, Catostomidae. The record is from RefSeq and is a predicted model, not a curated record. The transcript is spliced from 26 exons. The coding region runs from base 778 to 5106 and encodes 1442 amino acids. Gene Ontology annotation, biological process: intracellular distribution of mitochondria. Gene Ontology annotation, molecular function: mRNA binding; protein binding.
UGCAUGCUGCUGCUGUGUGAGCGCUUGACGCACAUGUUCUGUAACCUCGCACUUGAACGCGUAUGAACUGAAGGUCACCUUCAUUUCAUCCGUGUGAGGGGAGAGCCGGUGUGUUAGUACAGUUACGUUUCAAAUGCCUCUUUAUUGAAUAGUCUUUUCGGCCAAGAGAACGUCUAAUAUCAAGUGCUAUAUAAAAUGUAUUUAGCAUAGAUUGCUGUAUCAGACUUAUGUAGCUCGUUUUAACGCGUGGCUGUAUUUCUCUCCCCCUCCUGGUGUGAUUCAGCAAGGUGUGGGGGCCGUUCACACCAAAUGUGUCUUUGCCUUUGUAAACAUGCGCUAGACGGACGCCUUUGACCAUUGCGCCGCAGCGGUUUUUAGUCGCAUGUCAUUAAAAAAAAAAAUAGAGUUCUUUGUGCUUAAAAGCUAUUCCUGCGUUCCAAACGUGAUAAAUUAUCCUCCGAAGGGCACUUUGAAAGGGGAACGAGUUAUAAUAUCGAUCCAAACAGAAUAUCCAAUAAAAAUGACUUAAGAAUUACCUUUAUUUUGAAGCCCCACACCUUUUAGCACUUACAGUGGAUGUUAAAGUCUUCGUAGGGAACAUUACUUAGGGAUGAACACUCCUGAAUGGAACGCACCCUGUAACAGAACGCUGUUGUCACGAGACGCUAUAUUAAAAACGGUUUGAAGUUCUUUUCAAGUUCUAUUUAACUUGACACGGCGUGGACGAUGUGAGGAAAAAAAAAAAAGAGACGUCCGUCUAGCGCUUGUUUACAUAGAAUGGCAAUUAAAAACAGAAAUGUGUCAAAAAUGUGUUUGGUGCGAACAGCCCCUUACGCUCUUCGACCGGGAAGCGGAAGGACACACACACACACACACACACACACACACACACACACACACACACACACACACACACACACACACACACACACACACACACACACGGAAAGUCAUGGCGCAUGUAUGCCAAUAGAAGGUUAUUGCUACCUGUUUGCCACAGGGCAUAACGGUGACACAGCAGUAAUGAACGGGCACGGUGGUCAUGAUCAGGCUGAGGAGGCCAACUCCAAGCAGGAUGGUAGUGCUGAUGCAGAAUCUCUAGAUGACUCAAAUGAACAAGAAGUGAUUGUAAUUCAGGACACUGGCUUCACUGUGAAGAUCCAAGCACCAGGAACUGAGCCUUUUGACCUGCAGGUGUCACCACAAGAGAUGGUGCAGGAGAUCCACCAAGUGCUGAUGGACCGUGAAGACACCUGUCACCGCACCUGCUUUUCCUUGCAGCUCGAUGGCAAUGUACUCGACAACUUUGCCGAGCUCAAGUCCAUUGAGGGCCUGCAAGAAGGAUCCCUUCUCAAAGUGGUCGAAGAACCAUACACAGUGCGUGAAGCUCGCAUUCAUGUUCGUCACAUCAGAGACCUGCUGAAGAGCCUGGACCCAUCAGACGCCUACAAUGGAGUGGACUGCAACUCGCUCUCCUUCCUCAGUGUUUUCACGGAUGGCGACCUUGGAGAUACUGGGAAACGCAAGAAGAAGGGCAGUGAACUUGAGCAGAUCGAUUGCACACCACCUGAACAUAUUUUGCCAGGCAGCAAAGAGUGUCCUUUAACUCCCAUCCAGCCACAGAACAAAGACUGGAAGCCUAUGCAGUGCCUGAAGCUCUUGACCAUGAGUGGAUGGAACCCACCACCUGGCAACAGGAAGAUGCACGGAGACCUCAUGUACCUGUACAUUGUGACUGUAGAGGAUAGACACAUCAGCAUCACUGCCUCAACCCGUGGAUUCUACCUCAAUCAGUCCACCACUUAUAUCUUCAACCCCAAACCAGCCAACCCCAGCUUCCUCAGCCACUCUCUGGUGGAACUGCUGAGCCAGAUUAGCCCUGCCUUCAAGAAGAACUUCACCACUCUGCAAAAGAAGAGGGUUCAGAGACAUCCGUUUGAGAGAAUAGCCACUCCCUUCCAAGUGUACAGCUGGACUGCACCACAGAUUGACCAUGCCAUGGAUUGUGUGAGAGCGGAAGAUGCCUAUACCUCCCGCCUGGGUUACGAGGAGCACAUACCCGGCCAAACAAGAGACUGGAAUGAGGAACUCCAGACGACUAGAGAACUUUCUCGUAAGAACCUCCCUGAGCGCCUGCUAAGAGAGAGAGCCAUAUUCAAGGUUCAUAGCGACUUUGCUGCUGCAGCAACACGGGGAGCGAUGGCAGUGAUCGAUGGCAACGUCAUGGCCAUCAACCCUGGAGAGGAGACACGUAUGCAAAUGUUCAUCUGGAACAACAUUUUCUUCAGCUUGGGCUUUGACGUACGCGACCACUACAGGGAGCUGGGUGGAGAUGCUGCCGCCCAUGCUGCCCCGACAAAUGACCUGAAUGGGGUGAGAGCAUACAGUGCUGUAGAUGUGGAGGGGCUGUACACCCUGGGCACAGUGGUAGUAGACUACCGAGGUUACCGUGUAACCGCACAGUCCAUCAUUCCCGGCAUCCUGGAGCGGGAACAGGAGCAGAGUGUUAUAUAUGGAUCCAUUGACUUUGGCAAGACUGUAGUGUCUCACCCUAAGUAUCUGGAGCUGCUGGAGAAGACUAGUCGGCCACUAAAGGUGCAUCGCCAUGAUGUGCUCAAUGAGAAAGAUGCUCCUGUGGACCUAUGCUCCUCAGUGGAAUGUAAGGGUAUUAUUGGUAAUGAUGGCCGUCAUUACAUCCUGGACCUUUUGCGUACCUUCCCUCCUGACCUUAACUUCCUGCCGGUGGAAGGAGAAGAGCUCACCCCUGAGAGCCAGAAGCUGGGUUUCCCUCGGCAACAUCGCCAUCGCCUGGCUUGCUUGCGCCAGGAACUCAUUGAGGCCUUUGUAGAGCACAGAUAUGUCCUUUUCAUGAAGAUGGCAGCACUCCAGCUUAUGCAGCAGAAAGCAUACAAAGACAACAAGACUGCAGCCCUGCAGGACACAAGUGCUGAAGAUGUGCAUUCUGGAAGCAAACCAAAGGCUCCUGAAGCAUCUGAGAAAGUUCCUGAAACUACUGCAGCUUCUCCAACCUCCUCUGAAUCCCUUAUAACUCCUGAAGAACCAGUUAAACCAAAUGCAGCAACUGCAUCUGACAACUCUGCUCCAGCGACCCCAGCCAGUCAGAAUGCAGAGAUUCCUACGGGAAUCACUAAUGGUACUCAUGAGCCUUCACCCACAGAGAGGCAGAAUGGAGAGUGUGAUAGUCCUUUGGAGGGUAAGGAAGCUGAAGAAAACAUGCCUGGACUUGCCCAAGCUAAAGAGCUGGCUGAGUCCUUAGCAGCCGAAGAUGGAUCCGGUAUUGACCCCAAAAGUCGAGAGGUGGUCCUCAAUGCCUGUAAAGCUGUGGGCUCAAUCAGUAAUGCCUCUUUCGACAUUCGCUUCAACCCAGAUAUCUUCUCUCCAGGAGUGCGCUUCCCAGAUGACAAUACUGAGGACAUCCAGAAACAAAAGCAGCUUCUCAAAGAUUCUGCGGCAUACUUGGUGUCCUGCCAGAUCCCCUCAUUUGUAAAAGACUGUUUAGAGCACAGCUCUCUGCCUAUGGAUGGAGCCACAUUAACAGAGGCCCUUCAUCAGCGUGGUAUUAAUGUGCGCUACCUUGGUACUAUGUUGGAGUUUGUGAACAACAUGCCUGCAAAAGCACAGCUUGAACACAUCUAUAGAAUAGGAAUCAGUGAGCUGAUCACCAGGUGUGCAAAACAUAUCUUCAAGACGUAUCUUCAGGGUGUGGAGCUCUCUGCUCUAUCCGCAGCGGUAAGCCACUUCCUGAACUGCCUCUUGAGCUCUUUCCCAGAUGCUGUUGCUCACCUCCCUGUGGAUGAGCUGGUGUCACGCAAAAAGAGCCGCAAGAGACGUAACAGGGUCCCUGGUGGAGGAGACAACACAGCCUGGGCCAACCUGACUUCCAGUGAGCUCUGGAAAAACAUCGUGUCUGAGGCACAGAACUACUAUCACUUUAACCUGCAAUGCAGUGAAAGUGUGGACCAAGCAGUAGAAAAAUACGGCUUGCAGAAGAUCACCUUGCUGAGGGAAAUUUCCAUCAAAACUGGCAUUCAGAUCUUGAUAAAGGAGUACAACUUCGACAGCCGCCACAAGCCGUCCUUCACUGAGGAAGACAUCCUGAACAUCUUCCCCAUUGUGAAGCACGUGAACCCUAAAGCCUCAGAUGCUUUCCAAUUCUUCCAGAGCGGACAAGCCAAGGUUCAGCAAGGGUUCCUUAAGGAGGGCUGUGAGCUUAUUAAUGAGGCCUUGAACCUCUUCAACAAUGUAUAUGGAGCCAUGCAUGUGGAGAUCUGUGCCUGUCUUCGCCUACUGGCUCGACUCAACUACAUCAUGGGUGAUCAUCCUGAGGCUCUCAGCAACCAGCAGAAGGCUGUCCUAAUGAGUGAGAGAGCAUUGGGUAUUGAACACCCCAACACUAUUCAAGAAUAUAUGCACUUAGCUCUGUACUGCUUUGCCAAUGGCCAGCUGUCCACUGCCCUGAAACUGCUGUACCGUGCACGCUACCUCAUGCUUGUGGUGUGUGGGGAGGACCAUCCUGAAAUGGCUUUGCUCGAUAGCAAUAUUGGUUUGGUGCUUCAUGGUGUGAUGGAGUAUGACCUGUCUCUGCGUUUCCUGGAGAAUGCCUUGACCAUCAAUUCAAAGUACCAUGGGCCCCGGUCCCUUAAAGUAGCACUCAGUCAUCACCUGGUGGCAAGAGUAUAUGAGAGCAAGGCUGAUUUCCGCUCAGCACUGCAGCAUGAGAAGGAGGGAUAUACAAUUUACAAGAAUCAGGUUGGUGAAGCUCAUGAGAAGACGAAGGAGAGCUCAGAGUAUCUGAAGUACCUCACGCAGCAGGCUGUUGCACUGCAGAGAACCAUGAAUGAGAUCUACAAGAACGGAUCCAACGCUAGCAUAAUGCCACUCAAGUUCACCGCACCAAGCAUGGCAAGUGUUCUGGAACAGCUUAAUGUUAUCAACGGCAUCAUUUUUAUUCCUCUCAGCCAAAAGGACCUAGAGAACCUAAAGGCGGAGGUGCAGAGACGACAGCAGCUUCAGGAUUCUUCGAAAAAUGAGGAACAGCAGGCCAAUCAGUUAGAGCUGGAUGACAAGCUGCCUGUGGAUGAUUAACAGCCCCCACCCAUACAACCCCUUUCCAUACGAGGAGGAAAAGAUGCAGCAGCCAUCUGUUUGAAUCUGUGGACCUGAGAACUGUGCUGUCUAAUUCAACCUAUCAAAUUUGAGCAAAAUUGGGAGGGGAGGCCCACGAACAGGCAUAAAUGUGUACAGAGUGUAGUUUGUAACUGUGAAGAGAACAAAAGCAGAUGUUUUUCACGUGCAAUUCAACAACAAGGUCUACCAGACGAGCUAGAGGGAAUGUAGUUCUUUCUCUCUGAGUUUGCACCUAAAGAGGCUGGAGGUGACCAAGGUUGAUCAUGACAUUUUAUACCAGAGCCUUAUUCAUCGAUCAUCCCUCUCUCGCUCGCUCCCAUCUGUUACCUACUCACCUGACCGCAGGUGAAGUCCAUUUAUAGAGAGAUCCCCCCACAC